UGCAUUCAGUUUGUCAGUGACAGUGCCGAGAUAAAGAAUAUAAACAGCAACGAAAGGAAUUUAGUUGAACAAUAACGAUGGGAAGUUUGUGGAAAAAAGAAACAAACCGUGCUGAUGCGCAAUUAGUUGAUCUAUUUGCUAACAUUGGUCAAAAAAGUUCCGUUCAAGAAUGGGACCGUCAAAUUAAAUCAUCCAAUUGGAAGCAUCGCUUUUUGAUGACGGCCGUCGAUGCGGGAAAAAAUAACUCUAUUUCGGAUAAUUUUCGUGCAAACGGCAAUAUGUAUUUCAAACAAAAACUGUGGGUUGAAGCCAUGGAAUUCUACAGCCAAAGUCUGUAUUUUGCCGAAACGGGAACCAACAAUGUGAGUUUUGCGUAUGCAAACCGUGCCACAUGUUUUUUGAACAUGAAAGAAUAUGAAAAGUGUCUGAAAGAUAUCGAUUUGGCCGUUGAAGCAAAAUAUCCGGAACAUUUGAUGUCAAAAUUGAUGAAACGAAAGGCUGACUGCGUGAAUCUUAUGAAGAAAAACCCAGCAGUUGCAGCAUUUGAUCCGAAACUCAGUUUGAAGGCGAGUGAACCAUUCCCGUGCAUGGCCGAUGCGUUGGAAAUACAACGGAAUGACGAGUUUGGUCGACAUCUGGUAGCUAAAUGCGAUAUUGACGUAGGUCAAACAAUCUUGGUAGAAGAAAACUUUGCAUCUAUUGCUUCUGGGUAUGACCGUGUCAAUUGCUUCGAAUGUAUACAAACUAAGAUGAAUUUCAUGCCUUGCACCGAGUGCAGCGAUGCUUUGUUCUGCAGUGCCGAUUGCCGAGACCGUAGUGAAAUUCACAAAGUAAGCUGUGGUGCAACCAUUCAUCGUAUGCCCAACAAUGUCAGAUACAUAGCCAGAUCGAUUUUGGUGGCUUUGAAAUCAUUCACAAAUGCCAACGAUAUGAUGGACUUUGUCGCGAAUAUUUUGUCAGAACGUGCGACUAAAAUACCGGCCGCAGCAAAUGAUGUGCGAUCAAAGUACGCGCUAUUUUUGAGCCUACAACCAGCAUCGCCAGGUGUGCUUGAUAUCGAAACUGUUUACAAGGUGUUCAAGGGACUUUUGGAAGUUCCAUCCGUUAAAGCCAUGUUCGAAUCGAAACAAAGUCAACGCUUUUUGAUGCAUUUAAUUGGUGAGCAUUUCCUGAUCAUUUCGAAUAAUUCGUAUGGUGGAUCGUUGUCAAGUGCAUCGUCCAUUGGAACAACAGCACUUGUGAUGUCCUUAUUCAAUCAUGCAUGCGCCCCAAAUGUAUUCAACUCUUCGAUGGGCAACAAAGAAGUUUGUAUCACCAUGCGUCCAAUAAAAAAGGGCCAGCAAUUGUUUGUUAAGUAUUUGUGCGGCGAUCGAACUACAAGACAGCGUCAAGAUAUGCUUUUGAAUCAGUGGGGAUUCCUUUGCAAAUGUGACAAAUGCGUUCCGCAUUGCUCACCAGGCGAUCGCUCGAAGAUGAAAUCUGAUCCAUGUUUCAAGGCAUUGGUCAAGUCAGCAUCAAUCAACUUUUACGACAUUACGAAUUUCUCCCAGUUAACGAACAAAUGUGUUCAGUUUCUCAAGAAAUACGGUCAUUUACCAUGGUCCGAGGAAAUGGACGUCGUUCUUAAAGCCUACACCAAAUGUUUAUUAGAUCCAUUCCCAGAUAUGUAAUUCAUUUUUGAAAAUCGCUCUUUGAAAUUCAGAAUCUCAAUUCAUUUACAUUCAUUAAAAAAUAUUCAAUCCGUGACACUUUGAUACGAAAUAAUCAGUAAAUAUUAAACUCAAAAGAAAUGACAUUAUUCUUUACAUACUCUUGAAAUUGUGAAUGUAUCAUAGGAAGCUGAUAAAAAUUUUCAAAUAAAAAUACAUUAUCUAAAA
This is a messenger RNA of Sitodiplosis mosellana (orange wheat blossom midge), 1877 nucleotides long. Its product is annotated as SET and MYND domain-containing protein 4-like. The transcript has a single exon. The record is from RefSeq and is a predicted model, not a curated record. Lineage: Eukaryota; Metazoa; Arthropoda; Insecta; Diptera; Cecidomyiidae. The coding region runs from base 78 to 1670 and encodes 530 amino acids. Gene Ontology annotation, molecular function: protein binding.